This is a messenger RNA of Lycium barbarum (goji berry), 684 nucleotides long. RefSeq lists its product as uncharacterized. Gene Ontology annotation, molecular function: nucleic acid binding. NCBI's taxonomy places the organism in Eukaryota, Viridiplantae, Streptophyta, Magnoliopsida, Solanales, Solanaceae. Bases 1 to 684 code for a protein of 227 amino acids. The record is from RefSeq and is a predicted model, not a curated record. The transcript is spliced from 2 exons.
AUGAUCCAAAAUCUUGAAAGCAGUCAUAUCGACCCACUGAGGAUAAGCUUGAAAGAAGAGUAUGCCCAUUGUUUCCAUGUAGAAGCAGAGCCGAAUGGCAAACCGUGGUACAAUGAUAUCAAAAUAUACUUAGAGAAAUGGGAAUACCCUGAAGGAGUCAAGAGUGGACAAAAGAAGACCAUCAGAAGAAUGACAAAUGAUUUCUCCCUGAACAAAGAAAUGCUGUACAAAAUGAAUGUCGGACUUGGCCAUCUGAUGAAGGAUAUCUGGGAGGAAUUCAAGAUCACUCACCAAAACUCGACAGCCUACCGGCCACAAAUGAACAGUGCCAUAGAAGCAGCCAACAAGAAUAUCAAGAGGAUAUUGAAGAAAAUGACAUACAAUUACAAAGGUUGGCACGAGCAAUUUCCUUAUGCUUUACUAGGAUACUGUACUACGGCCAGAACUUCAACAGGAGCAACUACAUACCUGCUGGUCUAUGGUAUUGAAGUUGUUAUACUUGCUGAGGUCGAGAUACGUUCCUUAAGGAUCAUCCUAGAAGCAAAAUUGGACAAUGUUGAAUGGGUUCAAGCUCGAUUUGAGCAAUUGACUUUAAUUGACGAGAAAAGGAUGGUUGCCGUAUGCCACGGUCAACUAUACCGACAAAGAAUGGCAAGAGCCUUCAACAAACGAGUUAGGACUUGA